AUGCGAGACCUGGGGGUGCUCCAGAAGCCUGGACAUGUUGGCAGCAUGGACAGGGGGGAGCCAUGGAUACCCCAGGACCCUGAAACAGGGACCCCGGACAGUGCUGACCCCUGGGACGCCUGUGAUGCCAAAGUGGAUUUCUCAUUCCCAAGCCUUGGCUGGAUGGAGGAGGAGUCUGUGAGGAAGAGAAAGAUGGCCCGGGACACGCAGGCAGACAAGGAGGUGAGGAUGGAGACCAGGGAGGACAAAUCCCCACAACAGAACCUCGAGGAAGAGGCAGAUUUGAGCGGCUGCACAGGGCAGAAAUCCAAGGCGGAGGAAAAGUCCCAGAGAUCCCACAGGAGGAGGGGCACCAAACCCAGCCCAGGUUGCUCUGAGGUGAAAGGCCGCACCCUGUGCCAGGAGGGUGGACAGAGCUUCAGCCAGAGCAUGGAGCUGGUGGCCCAUGAGCAGCCUCAUGAUGGAGAGAAGCCCUACAAGUGCUUGGAGUGUGGGAAGAGCUUUAGGCAGAGCAGCACCCUGAUCCAGCACCAGAUGAUCCACACCGGGGAAUGGGCCUACGAGUGUGGGGAGUGUGGGAAGGGCUUGAGGUGCAGCUCAGAACUCGUCACCCACCAACGCAUCCACACUGGGGAGAAGCCCUACGAGUGUCCCCAGUGUGGGAAGAGGUUUCACACCAGCUCCAGUCUCCUCAUACAUGAGCGGAUUCACACGGAUGAGAGGCCCUUCCGCUGCCCUGACUGCGGGAAGGGCUUCAAGUACAUCUCUCAUCUCGCCAGGCACCGGCGCAUCCACACUGGGGAGAGGCCCUACGAGUGUCCCCAGUGUGGGAAGAGCUUCACCCAGAGCUCUGUCUUGAACAGACACCUAUGGAAGCACCGGUAAGGGAAGCCCUGCAAAUGUCCCUGCAGGGAGAGCUUCGUGCCUGGCUCCAGCUUCAUACCCAAUUGGAGGACCCACGUUGGGAAGAGACCUGUGAUCCAUGUUCCCUGUAAUCCAUGCAGGGAAGACACCUGUCCCUUUUCCUGCCCCUGCCAAUGACAUGAUGUGGGAUUGAAGAACAUGAGGAUCUGGCUAGGGCCAUGUCAUUAUAUUCACUCUCUCCUCAGGUCGUUGCCAGGGGCAGGAAAGGGACUCUCUCCCUGAGGAGAAAGGUGUCCUUUCCAGGCAGGAGGAAAUACCUGGCCAGGAAGAGCCAGUGAGUUGUGUUUUGGUUUUCCCUGUAAAUAGUUUUUCUUUUGCCUUCUGUUACAGUAUUGUUUCUGUUCCUGUUUGUUCUUUAUCUCGUUGCUGUCCCCAGUAAAUUGUUCUUAUCCCUG
This is a messenger RNA of Passer domesticus (house sparrow), 1319 nucleotides long. RefSeq names its product zinc finger protein 239-like. Gene Ontology annotation, molecular function: DNA-binding transcription factor activity, RNA polymerase II-specific; RNA polymerase II cis-regulatory region sequence-specific DNA binding. Gene Ontology annotation, biological process: regulation of transcription by RNA polymerase II. The transcript is spliced from 3 exons. Gene Ontology annotation, cellular component: nucleus. Lineage: Eukaryota; Metazoa; Chordata; Aves; Passeriformes; Passeridae. The record is from RefSeq and is a predicted model, not a curated record. Bases 1 to 885 code for a protein of 294 amino acids.